GCACGUGAGGUCCCAGCUGGAAGGGCUGUCCCUGCUCCCCCUGGAGCCGCGCGCUCCUGCUGCUCCCCUCCUGCUCACCCCGCGCCUCUCCGGCCCCGCGCAGAGCCGUGUCCGGGUGGGAUGCUCUCUGCUCGUCCCUGCAGCCCUCAGGUCCUCAGACAGCGCCGUCCUCCAGCCCCGCCGCCCCACCGUGCAGCAGCAGAGCAGCUGCCUGGAAAUCCUGCUCUGCGGAGCUGGAGGUUUGGCUGCUUCAUCCUAAGGCCCGGUGAUGAUGAUGAUGAUGAUGCAGGUGCUGGGGGCCGCGUCCCACAUGGCGGGGUUUGCUGUGAGCACCCACACAGGCCAAGUGCUGUUGUAAUAAGGCUGUGUGAUCUUGCGAGAUCCAGAGCCGGAGGCGAUGUGACUUGCAAAUCGGGGUCCUGCUUUCACUCUGUCAUUUUGCUCCUAAAUUACUGGCUUUGGAGGAGAGUUCAGACCGAGAUCAGAUGGCUGCCUCUGAAGCGUUGGAAUUGCAGACCCAGGAGUCAGAUUUGCUGUGCUGAAGAGGCAGAGACAGCAGAAUGUGUGAAGGGCCAUCCAAGAUUUCUGGACCCAUUCCUCCGGACCCUGCCCUGUUCCCAAACUAUUACAGACGCCCUUUCUCAGCUCGAGGGAGGCUGGAAGGCAGCGCUCAGCAGUUGGAUUUGACCUCUCGCCCCGCGGGCUCGGCCCCCAGCUCGCCCCGUGCUCUGAGCAGUGCCCACCGGCCCCAGCCGGCCCCGCGCAUCCGCCCCAGCGGAAGGGGCUUCUUGGAGAAGGGGCAGAAGGGGACGCUCGGCCUCCUGCUGCGGCUCGAUGGGCUCUCUCUUGGUGGGGGUCUGCCGGCAAAGAGGAAGGAGUCCAAGGACCAUGAGAAGGAAAACGUCAGGCGAAUAAAGGAGAUUCAGAAGAAGUGCAAAGAGAGGGAGAGAGCCCAGGAGCGCAGCCAGCCCAAACCUGUGAAAGCUCUGUGGAAAUCCCAGAAAUACGAAAACGUGGAGUCAAAGGUGAAGGCCAGGCUGCAGGAGAGCUCCCCACCUCCAAACCCAGAGGCUCUGAACUUCCUGCGGGCGUACUCUCGCUGUGGCCCUGGGAUCAGGCCGGGCAGAGCCCCCUCCCCAAGCCCCUCCAGCAGGAAAGCAGGGGCAGACACCGAGGCUCCGCAGGCGCUGGGUGCUGAAACCAAGUUGCAGGUGGAGGGCAGUAGCAUUGACUUCAUCAAGCACAACGCCCGCAAUGCCAAGCGGGCCCCUCUGCGGCGCUCCCAUUCGCUGCAGGCACUGUCGGAGCUGCUGGGGCAGAAGCAGCGUGAGCAGGAGGAGUACAACGCCAAGCAGAAGGGCCACGUCCCCCAGUACCUGCUGGAGAGGAAGGAGCAGUGGCGCAGGCAGAUGGAGGAGCAGCUGCGAAGCCGGCCGGAUCCCGACACGCCGCCCGGCCACACCAUGAUGCCCGAGGGCCAGCGGCUGGAAAUGCUCAGCAAUCUGAAGCAGAGCCAGGAGCAGCUGAUAAAGGACCUGGUGAUGCUGCCGAUGCGUGCAGACACCCUCAGCAUUCAGAAGAGGCGGGUGGAGCUGGAGAGGAAGCUCUCCCAGAUAGAAGAGGCCCUCAAAAUUUUCUCCAGGCCCAAAGUCUUCAUCAAGCUGGACUCCUGAGCCCGUGGGGCUGCGAGCAGCACUGCUCUGCCUGAGCAUCCCAGGGAGGGGAAGGAGAGGAAGGCAGACCGAGGACCCUGCGCCCGUCAUGGUGUCAGUACUGUGUCCAACACGCAGUUGGCCCCUCUCGCUCUUGCUCCCAGGGCACAUCCAGAGAGAUGGGAGGGAGAGGAGCUGAUUGACUCCGCCGUGCAGUGUGGAGAACAGUUGUCCCCGUGCUGGUUGACUUCUCACAGAGAUCAGCUGUCUGCUUGGAAUCGACGGCACGGAUCUCAUGGCUCCUUAUUUUCCCAUUUCUGGAAACUGGCAGGAGGUCCCCCCUGCUCCUCCUCUGCAGUGGCUUGUCCUUCUCUUUCCCCCGUGGCGCUGCAGGCUUCGCUGCACACAGGGCCUUUGCCCUGGGCUCUGUGCUGACCCAUCCUAAGCACGCAGCCGGUGCCUCUGUCCCCUCCAUCCUGCUGCAUGUGCUCAGUAGCUCAAGGACAGCAAAAAGGCACGGAGCUCCAGUGGUUCCCGCUCAGAGGAGGGCUGGGGUGGAAGCGGGGGGAUCUGGGGAGGUGUCUGGAGAAGCUGUUGUUGUCCGUGGGGUGGGAUGCACUCCAAUAAAGUGUAGUUUUCCUCCA
Molecule: messenger RNA, 2296 nt
Organism: Gallus gallus (chicken)
Lineage: Eukaryota; Metazoa; Chordata; Aves; Galliformes; Phasianidae
Gene: ENKD1
Product: enkurin domain containing 1
Exons: 10
Coding region: 561-1673 (370 amino acids)
Cellular component (GO): cytoplasmic microtubule
Source: RefSeq, a predicted model, not a curated record